CUUCAUGCCCAAAUAAGUAUAAAGCAGAGGCGGGGUUAAUGUAGUGCCGACUACGAGUCAGUCUAUUGGAGGAGAGAAGGAUGCUCUAUCUAUCUAUCACUGGAGUGGAAUCAGACACCUAUCCAUGAAAAAUAUCCCGUUAUGUCUAGAUGUCAUGGGAGAAAAACUUUUUCUCAGAUCCACACCUGAUUUACAAUUGACUAUGAGUUUCAACUCGGAUAUUUAAUUCACUAAGGACCUUGUAAGAUUUUCCACGGUGCCAAGGCGCUGACCGGUUCUUCUCCAAUCGCCUCGGCCAAAAACAUGAGUUUGUCUGAAUGGAGGCUGUGACGCAAAGCCGAGGAUGGCGCGUGCUUUCACUGUGCUUGAUAACGGUGGUCUCCAUGGCGACCUCAUACCAUCCAGCUCAAGACUGGUCGUUGUCGGAUUCCACCACAGCAAAGCAAUCUCUGAUGGAAUUGCCACAUGAAUUUACUUCACCAACCACCUUACUAUAUCCAUCCUUUGAAGCCUUGGGACAGUCGAAUGACCUCCAUAGGACAUUCUCUAUCUUGCCUAACAAUGAAUCACCCAAAGCCUCGAAGUACUACUACAGUCACACCACCAGCAGUGUAUAUGCCUCAGCAUUGAUGCCCCCUCCAAGCUUGAUUGAUGGCACCCAGCUGACACCACUAAAUGUCCCUUCAGCUGAGCUGGAUUCUUUUGCAGAACCACCAUUUGCACCACCUGAAUUACAGGCAGAAAGAAUUAGCAAUAAUGACACUACAUAUGGAACCCAAGAAAAACUUUCUAAUCAUUUAGUCCCUAGUCAUGACUUAAAUAUCCAAAAUGAUGCUACCUUAGAUGAUCAUCAGUUGUAUCCAAGUCAUGCUAUUUUUGGAAAUUAUUAUGUGACCUCAUCGUUCAUAGAACCGACUAUGGGUCCACCAGAGGUCUACUUCCCAGCCAACACUAUGGAUGCAGACUAUGGUUCUGGCUCUGGUGAUUAUUUGGAAACAAUGUCCUACAUGGGAUCUGAGGCAGAUGACUAUUCUUUGGUCACCAAUUUGCCCUCUGACAUGUACGACUUUGAGGACUCAAACUCUGAAUCUUAUGAUACAUCUUUUCCUUCAAGGGUAAUGAUUCCUUUGUCCACAAAAUACCCCUCUUCCAGUCCCUCCAAAACUGUCCCUGAUAGACAUGUUACCACAGAUCCUAACAUGGCCUUCAGUAUUAUCCAAAAUUCAACUAGUACUUUUCAUGUAACCAGUAGCAAAAUGACAGUUUCUCAAAGUGUAACCCCUACAUUAGCCAGCGUUCCUAACAGUAUUCCGAUCCAUAUAUCAUUUUCCAGCACUAUUCAUGUGGGUGUCCAAACCAUUCAUCCUACAGCGGUGCAUUCCAGAGCCUCUGCAGAUCAGAUUAACAUAGUCAGUGAAACUUCAGAGUCAUAUUCUAACUGGCCCGACGUUACCAUUGAGCCCAGUGAUGUUCUUCUUCCUGAUAUGAAUAGUCUGGAAUACUACAAUAUUCAGCUCACCAAGAGUAAUGAAAGCUGGACAGAACAACGGGGCAACCAGACCACUUCCAAAUAUUUUUCCCUCCCUCUAUCUGUAAGCACUAUCAGCACCUACACUGUUCCACCCAGUCACGUGGUAACAGCAAUGUAUGGAGAGGACUUGCAGCCCAUGGACAACACCUCCUGGCCUGAAGAAUCUUCUACAGACAUCUCAGGAUUAGAUUUGUCUAACACUACUAUCUUGGAUUUGUCAGACAUAAGACCUAGUCUAAUAAACAGUACGUUUCCAUUUUUGUACUCUUCAGCAUUAACACCUUCCAUGGACAUUUCAUCUUCCCUGUGGGAUCUGGCCAAAACACCUGACUGGAAUAACUCUGAAUCUGUUUCGUCUGCCGUAGUCAGCAGCACCUCCCCAUCAGUGUUUCUUCCACCCUCUGAUUCGGAGGAAACUGACGUCAUAUUCCCAACUUCUACAAACCCUUACUGGUCUAUGAACUCUACUUUGCCAGAGACCUCACUCCCUACUACUUCACUCAACAAUGAUGUGUUUACCCAGACACAUAAUCCCUCUGCAGCACCCACUGACUCAACCCUCAACAGCACUUCUGCCCUUCCUGUGACCGAUUUGGCUGACCAAGGGUUCACAGGAUCAGAGAGACCUUUCAGUGAAGUUACAGAUGAUGGAAUUGUAACAACAAUCAACAAGUCAGGAGUCUCUACCAUUUCAGUAUUAAACAAUGAGACAACUGUGACUACUCCAGGCCCAACAACUGAGGUGUUUAAUACUACAACUCUGACUACAACCCCUUCAGUGACAACCCAACCUUCUACUCUUCAGACUACCACUGUCCGAGAGUACCUCUGCAACAUUACCAAACCUGAUACCUACUUAGUGCGAGUUGGCUUUCCACUUGGCUCCACAGCUGGUUACGCCAAAGCAAAGGUCAGAGAGAUCCUCAAAGCUGAAUUCAAUCGAUCUGUUGAACUGCAGGUGGUGAAAUCCCCUCCAGACUUUGUGUUUCGGGCUGUGUCUGGUCCCGUUGUCUACACAGCCAUAUCAGUUAUGAACGCUCUGAGACGGUUUACAUACACGUCUAACACCAUUCUCAGUGUUUCCCCAAUCAGUCCUGUGCCAGGCCUGCAGUACCACCUCCACUCUGUGCUUCAGUUUUUGCCCGUACACAUAGACAUGCACGUGUGCACAUUCAUCGAACACAUCGAGAGAGGCCUGAUUUACGCUUUCUCCGAAGUGCGUCAUCGCUUAAAGGAGUCUACCGACUUUACUGUGCACAUAUUGAACAUCACCAUGAGCUCUGUGGGACCAACACAAAGGCAGCUUCAUGGCCCGGUUGAUAUUACCUUCGUGGUACGUGAUACUCAAGGGUACAUACUAGGGUCAGAGGUCAGCAGUCGCCUGAGACGUCUCAGCGUGGUGGAGUUUAGCUACUAUCUGGGAUACCCUGUUCAGCAGAUCGCAGAACCAUUUCACUACCCUGAGCUGAACACAACGCAGUUGCUUCGCUCUUCAUGGGUGAGAACAGUUUUGCUGGGUGUGCUGGAGCAUGAUGUGAGUGAUAGGAUUUUCCAAGCAAAGAUGGAGAGGAGAUUGGCCACCCUGCUUGGAGAGGGGCUUUCUGCAGGCCGACGCCUUAAAAGAGCCACCAGCGUGGGCAACAACAGCGUACAGAUUGUGCAGAUCACUCGCCUAGCAGAACCAGAUAACCCCCUGGAGAUGAUCUACUUUGUGGAAGGUGCUAAUGGUGAAAGGUUGCCUGCUGUCACCACCGCAAACCUGCUCAACAGGCUGGACGUACAGCAUGCGGCCAUCUUGCUGGGAUAUCGUAUCCAGGGAAUUCUGGCACAGCCUGUGGAGAAGCAGGUGUCAUUGCCAUCUGAAACAGAGAAUACUAACACAUGGAUCAUAGUAGGAGUAGUGGUGCCUGUGCUGGUGGUGAUGAUCAUCAUAAGCAUACUGUACUGGAAACUGUGUCGGACAGACAAACUGGAGUUUCAGCCAGACACCAUGAGCACUGUUCAGCAGAGGCAGAAGUCCACCACUUCAAUACAGAAAUCCAUGCCGUCACUCCAGAGGUUAAUGACCCCAGUCAAGAGUAAAAAGCCAUUAGUGGUAGAGAGUAGCGAGGAAGAGGAGGAGGAGGAAGAAGAAGAGGAAGAGGAGGAAAAUGCGAAAGAAGAGGAGGAGCUGCAGACUCCCAGUGUGAAGGGAUUUGACUUUGCCAAGCUGCACCUGGGCCAGCACAGUAAAGAUGACCUCAGAGUGAUCCAGGAACCACUACCAGCUCCAGCUAAAGAGCCGAGCGCCAACGAGAACACAGAAGCCUCCACACCCAAAUCUAAAGGCUCCUCAACCAAGGCCUCCCAUAACAGCCAGCACAGGAGGGGACAGAUCUCUCCUUCCGAUGGCGAUUCUCUGGGAAGCGAGCCAUUCAGUGAAAGGGACUCUCCGAAGGCGAACACGAGACAAACCGGACUGUCCAGUGAUCCCAAGCAACCUCGUAAGAUGGCCCCUAUUGGAUUAAACGGUCCUCCUCCACCGAGCGGUGCAGACGAUCAGGUAUCAUCAGCCUCCAUUUUUGAGCAUGUGGACCGGAUGUCCCGCUCAGCAGACGGCGCCAACAAGCGCUUCUCCAAUAAGAUCCAGCUGAUUGCCAUGCAGCCCAUGCCAGCUCUGCCCUUACCCUGCCCUACAGUCGACACCAAGACUGCCGACAACACCAAGAUGAACAAGGAGAUCCAGGUUGCUUUAAGGCAAAAGUCUGAGAUUGAGCACCAUCGCAAUAAGAUCCGUCUCAGGGCUAAGAGGAAGGGCCACUAUGACUUCCCUGCCAUGGAUGAUCUCAUGGACAGCCUGGGGGAUGCCAAAGAGCAGGACCGCAUAUACCAGAAGGCUCAAAUGCAGAUUGAUAAGAUCCUGGACGCGGAUAGCCGUGUACCUCCGCUCUACACUGAGCCAAAGAAAAGAGAAAAGCGUUCUCCUAAGCAGAGAAAGAAGCAGCAGAUGAACGGAGAUCUGGUGGACGCAGACAGAGACAGACUUAUCACCAAUGAGAGUGACGGCACAUACAAGAAAUACCCAGGAGUCAACAAUGUAGCAUAUGUGUCGGAUCCUGAUCAGGGUCCUGAAGCACAAAGUCCAUCCCCGACUGAUGACGUCUUUCUGAGCUCAAUGUCGCCCCCAGGAGCGCCUCCACCCUACCUGCCCCCUCAGCCCUCUAUAGAGGAGGCCCGGCAGCAAAUGCACUCGCUGCUUGAUGAUGCUUUUGCCCUGGUGUCCCCCACUUCACAGGCCUCCAAUGCGGGCAUCACGCUUCCUGGGCUGGGGGUCAGGAGUGAACACACAGCUCUUUCCAGCCCUCCAUCACGUGGCCCACGACCCUGCGGGCCUACGUACCCUGUGCUCAGCCCUUUCUCCGGUAGAUAUUCUGAUUUAGGCCUGUCACCUACAACAGUACAAGGCUUAAUGCACAGGCCGGGUUUGGGAUGUGUUUACCCUCAAGGGGAAGGUGUUGGUGGAGAGCAACUGCAAUCGGAGGGACUCUACAACAGCAGAGGGGGCUAUAUUGAUGAGCCGCCCUCUUCUGCCAGGCCUCGGCCAGUAGGGGGCACUACAGGUGCUCAGCUACACCCCAUGACACAGGUGAGUUUGUCAGGUCGUGUGAACGAGGGCAGGCAACCUGGUGCCUUAAACUGGGGGCCUUAUCAUGAAGAGGACUUCAGACCUGUGAACAGAGAUCCUGUUCUCAACUCUUUCGACUACCCCCUCGUCUCUGUGUUCCAGACCCCCAGGACCGGAAUGAGAGAGCCGUCUGCCCCCCCUGCCCACCUGGACUCAAUGGGCCUGGGUUUCUCUCCGUCUGCUCCUCCCGAGGAGUCUAUUCCUCCCAGCCAUUCCUCUGCCUCGCUCAUCAAAGCCAUCCGCGAGGAGUUGAUGCGCCUUUCCCAGACCCAAGCAGCCCCCGCAGGCUACCACAGCUGAGAGCUGCUUCCUCUUGACACUCGGCCAGCAAUACUGCACUGUACUUCCUAUGGAAGUGGUUUUUGAGUAGGAAGCCCAAAGAAGAAGUGUGCUAGAAAAUGAGGAACUUGUCUCUGACAUGACUACUACACUGGCAGCCAAAGUUUUACCUGAUGUCAGUGCUAAGUAUUAUAUCUGAGUGAAAGGACAUCACUUAGACCCUUUAAUAUCCACCUUGUGACCCCUUUUUAGCACAGAUGAACAAACAUGCACUGUAUAGCGAUUGUUACACAACACUGUCUUUAAUUCAGUACUGGUACUUUUUUUAGUAGCUGUUUAAUUGGUUUUUACACUGAAAGCGUUUACCUUACUUAACUGAGGUGUCAUGGCAGCCCAGAAUUCGUGGUAGCAAUUAACUGUUGUACUGUUUUUUUUUUUGCGAUGCCUGGGAUAAACAGCCAAAACCUCACCACCACCACACAUUCCUUAAGACUUUUGCUCCCAGAACUGGUGGAGUACUGUGUAUUUUCUUCACUACCUUUGCAUUAUAAUGCAAAUACUCUUUCACAGUCUUUCACAAAGCAUUUGAUUGAGUGAAAAGCAUAUGGUUUGCGCUUUGUUAUUUUUAACCAGCAGCUGUUGCUUUGCUGUGCACUAUUUUUUCUAGAUUUGUAGUAACAAUAGUAAUAGUUUUUUUCUUCUUAUAAGCUUCUGCUUUUCUCCAUCCUGCUGUGGUGCUACUGUUUUUUUUUUAUCAUUAUUAUUCAGUUGUUGUUUUUUGUCCACACAUAACCAUAAAAAAGAGCUUCUUUCCCAUUCCAAAAUCUCAGCAUAUAUGCAUGGACUUCUGAAUGCUUAAACCCCACAUAACAGUCCCUUCAGGAUUUUGUGAACAAAGUGGAGUAAAUUUCACAGUAUGCAAAGGAGCUUGCAAUUUUUUAAAAAAAUUUUUACUACAGGUUUUCUGCAGAUUCGCACCGAGACGUGCCGCAUGACGUCAUCAGAACACACGUUCAGCCAAAUCCCUAUUGGAUUCACGUGCUCCAAAGAUGAGUACAGUUAUCAUAGAAAAUUACAUAUCUGUUUUAACUGGUUAACUAACUCAAGUAGUUUUCGUGCACUAAGUGAAAUCCUGGAGGGACUGCACUGUUACAGUAUUGUCUAGAUAGUCAGUCUUUGCAGAGUAUAAGAUCUGCCGUUGCUUUGCUGUACAGCCUUUAUUUCACAUGGUUCUACCAUGCAUAUUAUAGUCUCAUUUUUCCAUUUUCACUACAAUAGUUUUACUAAUAUCUUGUCAAGUUUGCAAAACGUUACAGGCACGAUGUCGAAACUUACGUCCAGCUUUUAUCCGCAUUAUCUAUGCCGUAUUAUUCAGCAGCAUAAAUACGUCAGUAGAUCUGAUCUAAAAUCACCGUGAGGCCUGAUAAUGAUUGCAAAGAAAAGAUUGCUUGCCUUGAAAACUGUGUUUUUGUCUUGGCAGUAUUGCAAAUGCUCAAAUGAUGAGCCAUGAAACUCUUCACAUAGUAGCAAAUGGACAAGAACAUCGGGCCACACAGGCCACUGUAAUAGCAUCAGUGCACCUUCGCUUGAUUGUACAAGUCUCUGGAGUUGUACUGGGGAGAUUAACACCAAUCUUUCAGAAGAUAUUUGCUCAGUGGUGUUUUGGUGAUGGUGUUGAUCACUGUCAGACACAUAACGCCCAUAGAUGUUGGGAAAUCUUCAGGUCUGAAGACUUGACCAUACGACACGAUUUGCAUCUUUUUCAUCCUCAUCAGUCCAUUCAGUAAGCCUUUGUGGAUGGGGCGAGGGCGGAGUCAUCCUGGAAAAGACCACUCCCACCAGGUGAUCAGGUGGAAGAACUGAUUUCGGUGACUCUGUCUUUUAAGGGGACAAGUAGACCCUUACCACAGCAGCAAAAAAUAAAUGCCCCCAAAAGCAUAACAGAACUACAGGGUUUUCUUCCCCUUUAAUGCAUCCUCAUAUUUGUAUGUCCCAUAAGAGGAUGUAAGAAGAGAAACAUGAUACAGUACUUCUUAUAAUGUCUUAUUUGGUGUUAUUUAAGAUCUUAAUUCACAACUAUACACACUAUAACAUUUACAAUUCUUCCUGGUAAUUCUUUUUUGCUAUGAUGUUUACAUGACUUUUUUUUUUUAACUCAACCGACAACUCAGAGCAAGAAGAUGCUGUAUCAUGCUCACAGUUUUCACUUAGUGCAUUAUUAAUAGCUGAAUAGUAUUUUAUAAAAUAACACAUCUCCUGGAAGUCAUGGUCAAACAACAUCGAUUCCAAGUAGAACAAAAUGCAAGCAGACCUUUUGAGGACCAGAGUAUUUCCACACUUUAGUUUUGAGUAGUGUUACAAAUUUUCUUUCUUUCACAGAUGCAGCUCUUGAAACUUUCUACUGACGUUUCGCAAAACUAGCCGUAUAUUCCACUACAGUAUAUUUACUUUAUAUAUGAUUUUUGUUCCCCAUCAUGCCGUCAUUGAUAAACUGACUGUACAAUUCACCUUCUGUUGUAUUUGAAACACAUGUAUUAGUUGAGUACCUUAUUCAGCAGUGUUAAGUCUGAGAUCAGUUCCUUCUGUGGUACUAACCAUCAAAUCUUAUUUGAAUCUGUUUCGUGCUUGAACAAAAAGAAAGGAGAAAACUUAAAAAGAGUACAAAUCCUGUGUUAAAGUGGCGCUAUUUAAGUACUGUUUUGAAUGGUCAGUUUAUGAAAAAAAGUUUUGUUUCUGAAUUGUUUUAUUUGUUGGUUUUCUGCCUUGUAUUUUUGUUGAAUUGUUUGUUUCAAUGGAAUUCCCUUUUUAUCUGUAAUUAAGUUUCCUUAUUUAAAUAAAAUUGAAUUUUGUUCAUUUAAA
This is a messenger RNA of Tachysurus fulvidraco (yellow catfish), 8333 nucleotides long. RefSeq names its product UPF0606 protein KIAA1549. The record is from RefSeq and is a predicted model, not a curated record. Bases 318 to 5495 code for a protein of 1725 amino acids. The transcript has 22 exons. Lineage: Eukaryota; Metazoa; Chordata; Actinopteri; Siluriformes; Bagridae.